AAUAUUCCUCAUCCAUGGACCCCUCUAACCAUGGCCUAGAGAAGCCUCAAGUGCUUCUCGGCUGGGGAGACAGACGGCGCAACGGGGGUGUGAGAUGCUUCAGGCACUAGCUUUCCCCUUGUGGCUUCCUCUUCUUCCCCCUCCCCGCCUUCUCUGUCUUGGAGUAAGUGCUCUUACCCACAGGCUUCCCCUUCCUUCUGUCUAGUUGUUACUUUGAGUCAUCUGUGUUGCAGACGGACUGUGUAAGGAGGCUGCUGUGCCCAUGGACGUGCUGGGAGAAGGGGCCCAAGGAACAUGGUCGCUUUGAGCCAGUGAGAGGCAGAAACUCUUGCUGCGCAGAGCCAGACAAAGCCUCGGCAGGUCAUAGAGGCCUCGACACUGAGAAAAGAACGUGACAUAACCUGACACUAACUGGGGGAAGAGUGAGGUUUCCCAGCCUGGCCCAAAAUACACGAAGGCCUGGCCUGUCCGUGUUUUCUUGCUCUCGGCCAUGUCGGAACAGGAAGAGGACGAGAUGUGUUGGAAUAACUUGGAGAACUUCCGGGUGAAGCUGAUCUCCGUGAUAGACCCCUCCAGAAUAACACCGUAUCUCCGCCAGUGCAAAGUGAUUACCCAUGACGACGAAGAGCAAGUCCUUAAUGACCCCAACCUGGUCCUCCGGAAGCGGAAAGUAGGUGUCCUCCUGGAUAUUCUGCAGAGAACGGGCCUGAAAGGUUUCGAGGCCUUUCUCGAGAGCCUGGAGCUUUACUACCCGCAUUUAUAUAAGAGAAUAACCGGCAAGGAGCCCAGCAGGGUCUUCUCGAUGAUUAUAGACUCGGCCGGGGAGUCUGGCCUGAGCCAGCUCCUGAUGAACGAGAUCACGAAGCUGCAGAGCAUCGUGCAGGAGGAGAGGAGGAAGGCCCAAGAUCUCCACCUGCAGCUCCAGGCCAAGGAGGACGCCCUCAAGGAGAUGCGGGUGAGGGACAGCGUGCUGCGCAAGCACCAGGAGAGGGCCCAGAAGAUGAAGGAGGAGCGGGACCACCUGAGCAAGGAGCUGCGGAAAUGCAAGGACGAGAACUACGAGCUGGCUAUGAGCUACGCCAGGCAGAGCGAGGAGAAGAACGCAGCCCUGAUGAAGAGCCGGGAUCUGCAGCUGGAGAUCGACCGUCUGAGGCACAGCCUGAUGAAGGCCGAGGAUGACUGCAAACUGGAGAGGAAGCACACCAUGAAACUGAAGCACGCCAUCGAGCAGCGGCCCAGCCACAGAGUGGUGUGGGAGAUCCAGCGGGAGAAGGAGCUGCUGCUGGCCAAGAACCAAGAGCUGGAGAACACGCUCCAGGUCGCCAAAGAAGGGAACUUGGACAAGAACAGCCUCUACAUCCAGACUCUGGAGGCUGAUCGGAGACGGGUGCUGGCAGAGCAUCAGGAGCUGGUGAACACAAUCUACAGCCUGCGCAAGGAGCUGCAGAGAGCAGAGGACCUCCGGGACAAACACGUGGAGGAGAAGGAGGUGCUGGAGCUGCAGUGCACGGCCCUGCGGAAGGACUCCCGGAUGUACAAGGAUCGCAUCGAGGCCAUCUUGAAGCAGAUAGAGGAGGUGGCGGCCGAGAGAGACCAGGCGCUGCUGACCCGAGAGCAGUUCCACACGCAAUACUCCAAGAGCCUGGUCGCCAAAGACGCCUACCGCAAGGAGAUCCGGGAGCUGGGGGAGCGGUACGACGAGAUGCAGCUCCAGCUGUUCCAGAAGGAAGGCCAGUUACUAGCCGCCGAGGCCAAGCUGAAAAGGUUGCACCAGGAACCGCCCGUGCUGACCUCUGACCUAGAUGACACCUCGCCCAGAAGCUCCCUCGAGCUCUCUCUCCAUGGGAACCUAGAUGGGACCCUGGCUGAGGACACGCAGCAGGCGGAUCCAACGGAUCACCCUGACGGUGGGAACCAGCAGUUCAGUGCUUUGGAAAACAUCCAGCGCCUGCCGUCCUCAAACGAGGGGGGUCCAACCAACGGGGAGCUGGCUGAGAAGGAGCGACGGCGGAUGAAGGACAGCUUUGAGCACUAUCGGAGAAAGAGGGCAUUGAGAAGGGUGCAGAAGGGAAGACACCAUGAAGUGGAUUGGGAAAACACCACUGGUAGUGACAACACAGACACUGAAGGCUCCUAACAGCAUCAGCCCAACUGCAACAGGAAUUUAAAAAAAGUUUGCUGGGGUUGUAUGCAAGAAUCUUCCCUUCUACCUACCUACGGGGUUGGCAUUAAAAACUUUUUUCUAACCAACCAUCUUGAACACUGCCCAAGUUGAAGACACUUAAAUGGGAAGCUACCUGGAGUAUAUUUCUUCCUCUGCCACAGCAACUCUCCAUGGCCUUGGCCAAGUCACCUAAUCAGUUCAUGUAUCUGUGCUGCAGCCUCUCAGAACCCUGAUUCUUCUGUAUUGAAUGGGGAUGACGUGCUCCUGGAAGUGAUCUGAGUUUAAAUGACUUAGAGCCAGGGGAGUGUAAUAGCCGGGGGAUCACAGCGGCGGUAGCACAUUGUACAUUGCAAUAGUCUGUGCAAAAAGGAAGCGGAGUAAAAAAUAAACAAUUUGCUUCAAAAAUGAGCUUCAGGGGUGCGCUCGCCCUAAAGCCUGGGAACAGCUGUUGCUGUGUCAGCACCUAAGGAUGGGAUGUGGCCAAGCCCCUGAACUUCUCCAGCCUGGGGGGGACAGAGCC
Pelodiscus sinensis (Chinese soft-shelled turtle) is the source of this 2684-nucleotide messenger RNA. The record is from RefSeq and is a predicted model, not a curated record. NCBI's taxonomy places the organism in Eukaryota, Metazoa, Chordata, Testudines, Trionychidae.